UUUUUUUUCUUUUUUCGUUGUUUUGGGUUAAUUGCGAGAGAGAUCGAGUGUUUUGUGUUGUUUCUUCUCAAUCGUUCACAUUGAUUAAAGCUAAAGCUUUCUUCUUCUUCUUCCUCAUCUUCUUCUUUCAUUGAUGCUACUUCCCAUUUACCCUUUCUCUGCUUUUUCUUCUCUCUCUCUCUCUCACUCUCACAGUUUUCUGAAAUCUUCUCCCUUUGCGUGCAUUUCUUCAUUUUUCUGAUUCUUCCCUCAAAGGUAUCUUUUUUUUUUUUGUGAUUCUUCAUCGGUUACAUGGGAUUGACUUCGAUUUGAAUCCGAGUUUUCUCUGCCCUUGAUCGGGUUUUUUCGUUAUUUCACUCUUUGUUUAGGAUCUUCCCCAAUCUUAGGUUUGUGAACGAUGAGAUAGUGUUACAAAAGACCCAGAAUCUGUAUUGUCUGCAAUGUCGACGACGUCUUUGCAAACGAUUGGUGCUAUUAAGUCUUAUCAUCAUCAAGCACAGCAUUUGGUUAAGAACUAUUUAUUAGCUGAUCCGUUUAUUCCUUACACGUCUGUUCUCACCGGCAUUUUCCUUUGCAAAGUGGUCUAUGAUCUAUGUCACUUUAUCAGCAACUCACAUUCUAAGACUUAUAUCAUCCUCACUAAAAUUCAAAGAAUCGAAUGGAAUAACCGGGGUAUCUCAACAGUUCAUGCUAUUUUUAUCUCGGCUAUGUCCCUGUAUUUUGUCUUCUGGUCCGAUCUCUUUUCCGAUAGGUGGCAUAAUGAUCUUGUUGUUUUCCGGAGCUCACGACUUUCGUCUCUUGGUUUAGGGGUAUCUGUUGGUUACUUUAUUGCUGAUCUUGGGAUGAUCUUCUGGAAAUACCCUUCUUUGGGUGGAAUUGAGUAUAUUGUGCAUCAUUCACUAUCGGGGGUAGCAGUUGCCUACUCUUUGUUUUCUGGAGAAGGACAGUUGUAUACCUACAUGGUCCUCAUCUCAGAGAUUACAACCCCAGAGAUCAAUUUGAGAUGGUACCUGGACACGGCUGGUAUGAAGAAGUCAUUGGCAUAUGUUGUAAAUGGCGUUUUCAUCUUCUUGGCUUGGCUGGUUGCUAGAAUUCUACUGUUCAUAUACAUGUUUUAUCAUGUAUAUCUCCACUACAACCAGGUCAUGAGGAUGCACAUCUUUGGUUACGUGCUGGUAUUCGGCGUACCAGCUGCACUCGGUGUAAUGAACUUGGUAUGGUUCGGGAAGAUUGUGAGAGGGGUAAAGAAAACAUUAGCAAAGAGAUGUGAAUGUUGAGACUGGUGAGUCUUUCCUCACCAUGUAGUUUCAUCAGAUCAUCAUCUUCUUCUUAUUCGUCCCUCUCUGACAUAUGUCUGUCUCACUAGUGUAAGUAGUUUUUGUCUGAUGGAGAAAGAAAAACAAAAAGAACCAAAAAUGACAAUGAUACGAUCCUCUGACUCUGUAAAUGAUCAAAAUUCAAGUCCCUUUACGUUCUUCAGUAUACAAUGUAAUUCUGUUUUUCAUUCUUAUAUGUAGCUUCUUCUUUUUUUUUGGCU
Capsella rubella is the source of this 1537-nucleotide messenger RNA. Its product is annotated as transmembrane protein 56-B. The record is from RefSeq and is a predicted model, not a curated record. Bases 441 to 1277 code for a protein of 278 amino acids. Lineage: Eukaryota; Viridiplantae; Streptophyta; Magnoliopsida; Brassicales; Brassicaceae. Gene Ontology annotation, cellular component: membrane; endoplasmic reticulum. The transcript is spliced from 9 exons. Gene Ontology annotation, biological process: lipid homeostasis.